CAAGUGCAUCGAGCGCGUACCGAGCGCGCAUAAGCGUUUAUAAUCUUGAUCUUUGCCGUGUGAGUGUGAGAAAAACACGGUUACACGAGGAUGCGAUGCAUCUGUCCCGAUUACGAUGCUACGACAUAUGUACCUUUCAUUCUCACGUGUUCGAGGAACAUCUCUAGUGCCGCGAUUAUAAUUGCAGCGGUAUAAAAUGUCAGCACAGUUAAGCAUGCAAGACAAGAAGGAUUUGGAGAAGUUUACCAAGUAUCUUGCGUUGAGGGCUGCCCAAGUUAUAGUACAGUCAAGAUCGGGCCAGAAAGUCAACACCACGUGCAAGCCAGACUCAUCAGCUGGCGACUGGUUUAAUCUGGCAAUAAAGGAAUUACCAGAAGUGUCAGCUGAUGCUAAAAGGGCAUUAUGCGGAGAGAUAGUAAGCUCAGCUGUACCUCUAUGCAUAGAAAUUUCUCUAAAAACAGUAGAGGGCGACAAGAUGGUAUUAGAAACUUGGAGCCUCAGCGUUUUGCCAGAGCAAAGUGAUCCGGCUAUACGAGUAACAUAUACUGUUUAUAACAGAAUGGGGAUUUUAUUAAAGUCCUUGCUUUCUGUAUCAAGAGUUACGCCUGCUUACAAAUUGAGCAGACGUCAAGGACCUGACUCGUAUACCAUGUGCUAUCGAAUAUACAUGGGAGAGCCUCAACUACAUAAUUUAGGUGAUAACUAUAAACAUGUAAGAGUAGGUCAAUUGUGUACUCCAGUAGGCACUAUACAUUUGUCAGUCUCUUACAGAACAAAAAUGACUAUAUCGCCCACUCACAAGGGACGAGAUUCUAUUAUGCUUAAGAGCGAUCAUUUUCAUUCGGACUUAAGUCCACGUCAUGCACGAUAUCAACAAAGCGAAGAAACGUCAAAGUCACUUAGUGACACCAUUAAAGUUGGCGCAUUUGUAAUAAACAAGCCUGUCAUUGUUAAUGAGGAAGAUCUUGUGAUACCAGAUGUACCAUUUAGUUCGCUAUUAACACCCAAACAAACGUCGCCUCCUCCAAUAUCACUAGUAGAACCUAAUACAAAGACUACAAUGGCAGCUACAACUGAUAGCAACAAUGGAAAUAACGAGAGACUUAAUAAUGAUAAUACAACUUCAAAAUGCGCAUCCCAAAACGGAUCUAGAAGGAGUAGUUGUUCAAUGACUAGCGCCAACGAUGAUUUUAUUAUGGUAGAUUUGAAAACUCCCUUCGCUGUCACGAAUACUAAUAGCGAUGUAGGAGCGUUUUAUCGGGAAUGUCAAAGCGCUCCGCAAUUGCAAGCCUUUAUGGAAGAAAGGACGCUUGCAGAACAAUUGGGAGAUCUCACUAAACAAUUGGAAACGUUUGAGACAAAUAUGCAACAUUAUGAAGACAUUUUAUCAUCUUUAUAUCACACAGAAAAUAAUAAUUAAAGUUGGAGAAUCUGUUAACAAAUAACCGAUUCAAACAAAGACUCGAUUGUACACAGCUUUUGUGUAUAAAUCAAUCAUAUUAAAGUGGAUGUACAUUAAAUGAA
This is a messenger RNA of Cyphomyrmex costatus, 1524 nucleotides long. It is a transcript of the gene Atg13, whose product is annotated as Autophagy-related 13. Gene Ontology annotation, biological process: protein localization to phagophore assembly site; autophagosome assembly; piecemeal microautophagy of the nucleus. The transcript is spliced from 5 exons. The coding region runs from base 197 to 1420 and encodes 407 amino acids. Gene Ontology annotation, cellular component: cytosol; phagophore assembly site; Atg1/ULK1 kinase complex. Lineage: Eukaryota; Metazoa; Arthropoda; Insecta; Hymenoptera; Formicidae. The record is from RefSeq and is a predicted model, not a curated record.